Messenger RNA from Alternaria alternata, 2562 nucleotides. Its product is annotated as HET-domain-containing protein. The transcript is spliced from 3 exons. NCBI's taxonomy places the organism in Eukaryota, Fungi, Ascomycota, Dothideomycetes, Pleosporales, Pleosporaceae. The coding region runs from base 213 to 2231 and encodes 672 amino acids. The record is from RefSeq and is a predicted model, not a curated record.
GCCACAAUCUCACCGGUACUGCUGGCUUGCUGGAGUUGCCCCACCAUAGACCUGUGGACAACACUUUGCCAACGGCUACACUCCGAUUCACUUCAUACACAGUCCGUCUGGCUAAGUCGUCUUCAAGUGAGAGUUUACUGUGUCUGUUCGCCUUCCGCUUCAUUCCUUCUUGGUUGUUUGCCGCCUCUAUCGAGUCUCGGACUGUCGGGCCCAUGAGCGGGUCGGAGGAAAAGGACACCCUUUGUGAGCGCUGCAGAUGUCUCAGCUUUGACGAUCUUGCACUUGGAGGUCAGGAGGCUAAACGUAGGCUGGUCCGCCUUGAUUGGAAGCUCGAGGACUCCCUGCCUAAUAUGCCACGGUUGUCUCAUUCCUCUCGGCUGGGAUGUGUAUUCUGUCAAGCUUUGCUCAGGUCAUUGGAGGAAGUACUCGCUAGAAACGCGAGAUACUAUGACAUAUACGAUGGUAAACUCCAUGACAUGUACGAUGGUAGAUUAAUAUCGAUUGCGUAUCUCUCGCUCCUCGUCGACAAAGGUAUCGAAGGGCUGCUGAUAGAAACGACUUUCAAUCAGAACUGGGAUAUUCAAUCCCUUUUUCCUAUUGAGGCAGACAGUAAUUGUGAGAAGUGGCUAGGAGUUACACCCGCGCGUGUAAAUUCGUACCUGGACCCUAUCAUCAUUGGCACAAUUCGUCGAUACCUCGAUCAAUGGACGCCAAGAUGCCACCCUGAGAUAUCAUCUCCAUUCAUGCCUACAAGGGUCAUAGAUAUCGGCCAUGACGCAUCCGUUGUCCCUCGUUUGGUUCAUUCCUCCAGUAUUCGCCAAAGUGAGAAAACCAAGUAUGCUGCACUGAGCUACUGCUGGGGCGACGAGAAAGAUGCCGAAACACAAUUCAAGACCCAGAAAGCAUCUCUUGAAGAGAGGUGCACAAGCCUGCCCAACGAACUUAUGACAUCGACUACCAAGGAUGCCAUAGCUAUCACAAGAGCAAUCGGCCUUCGAUACAUCUGGAUAGACGCUCUUUGCAUUGUACAAGAUGACAAUGAUGACUGGUCGCAUGAAUCCUCCCGAAUGAAUCUAGUUUAUCGCCAUGCAUUUGUCACUUUCUGCAGCCUCAACUCAAAUUCAUGUCACGAAGGCUUCCUCAACAGAGUGCCUGCAGUAGAAGUUCCCGUCCAGUCAACCGUGAACAAGGCUACCAGGGGAUCUUACUCGAUUCGAUUACAACCAAGAACGGGUAAUCGUGAUUGGACGGACUACGAUUGGGAUUACUUAUCUUCUAAGUGGAGUCAAAGAUGCUGGACGUAUCAGGAACAAGAAAUGUCAACUCGACUCCUCCUUUUUGGAAGCUUGAGAUUUUAUUUUCGUUGUGACAAAUAUCUAUGGACAGAAGGAUAUGAGGACCCUCUGGACAUAAGCACAUGGGGAAUACUGAGCCAGGUGACGAGAUUCAAGGAAUCUCACAUCACUUCCAGAGAACUAUACCAGUGUUGGGACGAAUUAACAACGAAUUACGGCACCCGCUCAGUGACAUUCGAUAAAGAUCGCCUUCCCGCCAUUGCCGGACUUGCUCGCAUAGUGGGCGAGGCGCUGCAGGAUCAGUAUCUUGCCGGACUCUGGAAAGGACAUCUAUUUGUAGGCUUGGUGUGGAGAAGCAUAGAUGCUAUGUCAUCACGUAGCCUUAGGACUCAUCUUCAGAACAUUCGACAACGAAAUUAUGUUGCCCCAUCCUGGUCUUGGGCAGCAUGCCCAGCUGCAGGAGGUUGGAUUAUUACCGACCUACAACUCGGACGUAUGAUCAAAGAGGCGACGAUAGUGGAUGUUGGUGUUGAUACUGAAUUUAAGGAUCCAUAUGGACGAAUUUCUGGGGGAUUUUUGCGGAUUCUUGGGAAGCUGGCUGCAAUGCCGACAUAUCUAGCAAGCAACAGUAGCUCUUGGGACGACCACUGGUACCACUACACGGAGAGCUCUGACGAAACAUCGUGGACUUACACAGACUGGCUCCACAAAGAUAAGGAAGCAGGACUAGACCUUCUCGCUGUGAUGCUCCUCUACCGCACUGAGCCCGAUGAUGAAACGGAACCACGGAUUUUGCGAGCUUUGUUACUCCAUCCUGCAGAUGGGAUGAAGCAGUAUUAUCGAGUGGGAACAAUAGCAUCUUAUUGCCGAGGUUCGGACAAAGAGAUGGUGAAUUGGUUCGAGGACAGCCAGGAAGAUACAAUCUGCAUCAUUUGAGAUGGAGUCACCCCAUGAAAAGGGUAGAUACACUGUAGCAGCGUAGAGGGAAGUACGCAUUCACAACGGAAAACAUGCUCUACACAUAUGUGGAUACUUCUGAGAGUACCUCGGCAGUCACUGAGGACAUUGAGGGCGGUAUUAAUCAGCUCGUCAGGAAGUUCGGGAGAGCGAGCGAACUAAGCUGAGCAUUGGACGAUUCAUAGCCAUGAGUGCGUCAACAGUGAACCACGAACGAGGUGAUUUGACACGAGACAGAAGUAGCUUAUCGAGGUUGCAUUAUAAUGAGGUGUGAGUUCGAGGGAGGUGGGAUCGAUUCGAUGUUGUCGAA